AUGAGUGCCCACGUUCCGGCAAAGGUGGACGAGACCUGCCUGCCCCUUGCCCAUCAGGUGCACCGUAUUGUAAAGCAGGCUCUGAAGCGCUACAGCGAGGACCGCAUCGGGAUGGUGGACUAUGCUCUGGAAUCGGGAGGGGCCAGCGUUAUCAGUACCCGAUGUUCCGAGACCUACGAGACCAAGACGGCCCUCCUCAGCCUCUUCGGCAUCCCCCUGUGGUACCAAUCCCAGUCUCCCCGAGUCAUUCUCCAGCCAGACGUGCACCCAGGCAACUGCUGGGCCUUCCAGGGGCCCCAGGGCUUUGCUGUGGUUCGCCUUUCUGCCCGCAUCCGCCCCACUGCUGUCACCUUAGAGCACGUGCCCAAAUCCUUGUCACCCAACAGCACCAUCUCCAGUGCCCCCAAGGACUUUGCCAUCUUUGGUUUCGACGAAGACCUGCAGCAGGAGGGGAUGCUCCUUGGCCAGUUCACGUACGACCAGGAUGGGGAGCCCAUUCAGACGUUUUAUUUUCAGGGCCCUAAAAUGGCCACGUACCAGGUGGUGGAGCUGCGGAUCUUGACUAACUGGGGCCACCCCGAGUACACCUGCAUCUACCGCUUCAGGGUGCAUGGGGAACCCGCCCACUAGGCCCUCUGUGUGCCGCUGCCGCCGCCAGCGGGGAGACCAGCUCCUCUCAGCACGUGCUCCUGCUCUGGGGGUAGCUGCACAGCAGCCCCGCCUCUUCCCCCACACGCUUGAAGCGCACUGACUUCCAGGAAGAAGAAAGAAGAGCCCCUGGCCCGGUGGAGAUGAGAAGGAACGCGCAGGCUCUUCCUGAGCGGUGGGUGGCUCGAGCGGUCAGCAGGCUCCGGCGUCUCUUCUCCUUCUCUGUUCUCUGCGUGCCGGGCACUGGGCAUCUUCUUCUCCCUCCUGCGAGGGUGUAUAUAUGUCGCAUGUUGUGGGAAAUCGAGGCAGGGAGAGACGGGAUGAGUGCCCACGUUCCGGCAAAGGUGGACGAGACCUGCCUGCCCCUUGCCCAUGUGCGGGGGCUGGCACCCAGGGAGCUGCAUAAAUGAAGCAGGUGCCAAAGCCGUGGGUGAAACGGGCUAGGGCCUGGGGCAGCUGAGCUGUGCCCCCUCCCUAGGCAGAGGAGUGAGGUCCUCUGGGAGGAGGGUGCAGGCUGGGACUGGUCCCCAGGCAGGAAGCUCCUGGGAGAAGGCAGCUGGGCUCCUCCAGAAAGCAACUCCUGAAGGGCUUCUAUACACUGUAUUUGUCCUGGGUCAGGGUGGGCCAUGGGGCGGUUAUACUCCGGAGGGUCUGGCUCCUGGGAGCCUGAGGGUUACUGCUUCUGUGGCCCUGUAGGAGUCCCCUCUGCUGGGGCAGUAGUUGCUUUCUCUCUCCUGAUGCUGGGGCUGGGGCCCACUCUGCUCGCCACUCCUGCUAGGGCCCCCCUGUGCCCCAGCGCAAGCUUGCUGCAUUCCCCCCGGGUGCCCAGACCUGUCCUUCGAGGCCAUCAACGUCUGGGGUCAGCCAGAAGUGUUCAGGGGACUCCCUGGGCUUUUGUGGUGGCCCAGCGAUACAAUGACUGACAGUGACACUCAGGGUGCCACGGUGGGAGGAGGUCUGUCUGCACUGUUGGCCCUACCCCACCCCUAUCAGGCCGCUGAUGUAAGAGGCCCCCUAACCCUAAGCCACCCCCACCCCGGGGGGCUCUCUCAGCUCUUGCUCAAUUCUGUUUCUAUUCUGACUCAUUUUCUAUGGGGGACAGUCGGUGGGGGGGGGGGGGCUGGCUUAGGAGGGGGGGCUGAGGUGGGAGCUUUUGGACCCAGCAGGCCCUGCUCUAUUAUGUAUGUAUUUUUCAAGGUCUGUUUUUUAACUGAAAAGCUAAGGG
Physeter macrocephalus (sperm whale) is the source of this 1873-nucleotide messenger RNA. Its product is annotated as SUN domain-containing protein 2-like. Gene Ontology annotation, molecular function: protein-membrane adaptor activity. The record is from RefSeq and is a predicted model, not a curated record. Gene Ontology annotation, cellular component: meiotic nuclear membrane microtubule tethering complex; nuclear envelope. NCBI's taxonomy places the organism in Eukaryota, Metazoa, Chordata, Mammalia, Artiodactyla, Physeteridae. Bases 1 to 630 code for a protein of 209 amino acids. The transcript has 6 exons.